Brachypodium distachyon (stiff brome) is the source of this 2278-nucleotide messenger RNA. RefSeq names its product transport inhibitor response 1-like protein Os11g0515500. Lineage: Eukaryota; Viridiplantae; Streptophyta; Magnoliopsida; Poales; Poaceae. The transcript has 4 exons. The coding region runs from base 308 to 2038 and encodes 576 amino acids. Gene Ontology annotation, cellular component: SCF ubiquitin ligase complex. Gene Ontology annotation, molecular function: protein binding. Gene Ontology annotation, biological process: SCF-dependent proteasomal ubiquitin-dependent protein catabolic process. The record is from RefSeq and is a predicted model, not a curated record.
CUUUACUUGCCAACCUUCCUCACCUGGCCCAUCUCGCUGCCGAGCGCCCCGACGGCCCAACCCCGUCGCUCGUCUUUCUCCUCGAGCGAGCGCCGCCACCGCUGCCGAGCGCCCCAGCUCCCUUGCUCCGUCGCUCGUCUUCCUCCUCGCGCGAGCGCCGUCACCCCUCCCUCCCCAUACCGCUGCCGAGCGCCCCAGGCCCCUCGCCGGUCGCUCGUCUUCCUCCUCGCGCGAGCGCCUCGAUCGCAGGUCGCCAAACGAAACUGUGCACGUAAUGGGUGUUUAGUAGGUUCUCGGAGACAACGACAUGCCCUACUUUCCUGAGGAAGUGGUGGGGAACAUCUUUGGCUUUGUAACUUCACACCGUGACCGCAAUGCUGCGUCCUUAGUGUGCCAGGCAUGGUACCGCAUCGAGCGCCUCACUCGCCACCUGGUGUUUGUAUGCAACUGCUACGCAGUGCGCCCAGAACGUGUACAUGAGCGUUUCCCCUUCCUGCGCUCGCUGAGUGUGAAGGGCAAACCACACUUUGCUGACUUCAGCUUUGUCCCAGCUGGGUGGGGUGCCACAGCGGAGCCAUGGGUGAACGCGUGCGCCCUUGCAUGCCCUGGCCUUGAAGAGCUCCGGCUGAAGCGGAUGGUUGUCACUGAUGAUUGCCUUAAGCACCUUGCUCACUCAUUCCCCAAUUUGAAGUCAAUCGUCCUUGUUAGUUGUGAUGGGUUCAGUACUGAUGGGCUCGCUGCUAUCACCACCAAUUGCAGGUUUCUCAGGGAACUUGACUUACAAGAGAGUCGGGUAGAAUUUCGAGGCCGUCAUUGGAUUAGUUGUUUUCCAAAGCCUUCUACAUCACUUGAAUCCUUGAAUUUUGCUUGCUUAAAUGGAGUGGUGAAUAUUCAUGCAUUGGAAAGACUUGUGGCAAGGAGUCCAAAUCUUAAAAGUUUGAGGUUGAAUCGUGCAGUUCCACUUGCUGUUUUAGCAAAAAUUCUUUCUUGUACUCGGCUGGUGGAUUUAGGUACAGGAUCUUUUGCCCUAGGCAAUAAUGAUGGUGCAGGUGCACUCCUUCGUGUUUACAAUGCUCUCCAACAAUGCAAUACUCUGAAGAGUUUAUCUGGCUUCUGGGAUUCUCCACGUUUAAUUAUUCCAGCAAUACACUCUGUUUGCAAGAACCUAACGUGCUUGAACCUUAGCUCUGCUCCGAUGUUUCGGACUGCUGAUUUUAUUGGAGUUAUCCGUCUGUGUCAGAACCUCCGACACUUGUGGGUACUAGAUCACAUUGGGGAUGUGGGAUUGAACUUUGUUGCCUCUUCUUGUCUGGAGCUCCAAGAGUUGAGGGUAUUUCGUGCAAAUGCAGACGCGUUAGCAAGCACUGGUGUGACAGAGCAAGGGCUGGUUGCCAUAUCUAUAGGCUGCCGGAAGCUAAAUGCUGUGUUCUAUUUCUGCAGACAGAUGACCAAUUCUGCACUGAUUACCAUAGCAAAGAACUGCCCACGAUUCAUGUCCUUCAGACUGUGUGUUCUCCAGCCUAGGUCAGCAGAUGCCAUGACAGGCCAACCAUUGGAUGAGGGUUUUGGGGCAAUCGUUCGGUCAUGCAAAGGCCUCAGGCGUCUAUCUGUGUCAGGCCUUCUCACGGACAGUGUGUUCCUGUACAUCGGCAUGUAUGCCGAGAGGCUGGAGAUGCUUUCUAUAGCAUUUGCAGGAGAUACUGACAAUGGCAUGAUCUAUGUGCUCAAUGGUUGCAAGAAUCUCAAGAAGCUGGAGAUUAGGAGCUGCCCGUUUGGCGACACCGCGCUUCUUGCAGGCAUGCAUAGGUAUGAGGCGCUGCGGUCACUAUGGAUGUCUUCCUGCAACAUCACCCUGGGUGGUUGCAGGUCUCUCGCAGCACACAUGCCAAGCAUCAAUGUCGAGGUCAUCAAUGAGGCGGGAACUAUCGAAGAGGCAGAUGGAGAUGCCAGUGAUGCGAAGAAGGUGGAGAAGCUGUAUCUCUACAGGUCAGUCAGUGGUCCAAGGGGUGACGCUCCUGGAUUCGUCAAGACACUCUAAAAUUAAAUACUCAAGACCCCCCUUGUGCAUAUGAAUGUGAACUCUGUUACUGAAGGCCUGAAAUGAUGUAGUCUUUUCAAUUAAGUCUUAAAACUGCAAAUCUUAUCCCUGGCUGUAGCAGCUAACACAUAUUAAUACGUAUUGUAAGGCCUUCUUCGGAAGGUGGCAGUAUAGCUGGUCUGUAUGCGACUCAACUCUGGCAAGUGUGAUCCAUAUGCAAAUCUUUUUAGGAUUUCAAUA